AGCCAGAAGGGGGGGGGGAGUCAGCCAGGAGGGGACAUGCAUGAAUGAAGGUUAUUAUCAUGUCAUGACAUUACAUUUUAGGUCAAAAGUGGAGCCAUGUGGACAGACUUUGGGGUAUUUUUCUCGGAUUCGGCAAAUAUUUUGAUUACGUCGGGAAUACGCGCAGAACAGUGACGCUUUCAAUAGUAGGACAUUAAUUUAGAUGUAAAGCUAUUUACAGAGAUAUACCGACAAAAUGUUGCCUUUGAGCGCGUGUUUAUCCGGUGCUUUUGUGGUCAAAAAAUUUAGAUUUAGAUUUAUGUCAGGUGACAUUUGUGUAUAUAUACACACACACACACAUACAUACACACACACGCACACACACACACACACAAAAUGGACCUUGUGGUGAGAUUAUUUUGUUUAAACAUGGAAGGUUUAUUAGAAUAUAUAAUAUAUUGUAGUAUAAACAUUUAGGGUAAAAGCAUGUGCUCACAUAUUAGUUGUUUUAUCAUAAAAAUGACUGGGGUGGGAAAAAUGCUUUGACUUUGACAUCAUGUUUGACAAAUACUGUUAUCCUAAUCGAGUAUGUGGAGUUGACACUGUUGCAGUAUCUAUAUAUGAAAAGUAGUCCUCAGGUUAGUUUUGAUCAUACAAUGGUUUCACUUCUGUGAAAGUGUUGUGGUGAAAGCAACAAACUUGCCGGAAAUAAAAUUUGGAAAAAAGCAUCAGAUAAUGAAGCCAUGCAAAACGAUGCAACGAUGAUGGAACUUCAUUUGCAUGUCAACAAUACUGUUUCUUUGUGAUUUCCUUUUGCAAUGCAUAAAAAUGGAACAUCUUGUUCCUCUAACUCGACUGACUGACACAAUUUCCAUCAUCACUCGCUCGGUGCACAUUCAGCUUGUCUGGCAGCAAGUUUGCAGCAUGGAACAACUCAACUCCACUGUGGUCAUUUCUAACAUCUCCUCCUCUCCUGGACAUCCAUCUCCUGCCUCCUGGGACUCCAGCAGUCUGGCCCCUGCAGUGGUGCUGUCCCUCUGUUUCCUGCUGGGAGUUCCUGGAAACAUCGCUGUGAUCAUCCUCAGACCAAACUGGCAGCACAUGUCCAGUUUGAGCCAGAUUUUGAUGCUGAAUUUGGCCAUAUCAGACCUGGUCUGCCUGCUCCCCCUGCCCCUGUGGAUUUACACUUUACUGUACAGUUGGACACUGGGCCUGGUGGCCUGUAAGCUCCUAUCAUAUUUGCUGUACUGCAGCCUUUAUGGUAGCCUAAUGACAGUGACAGUGCUGAGUGUCCAGCGCUACCUAAAGGUGGUGUACCUGCAGAGGUACUUCCAUCACGUAGGAUUAAAGAGGGUGCUGGUUCUGCUCUGGCUGGCUGCAAUGAUCCUGUCGAUCCCAGGUUUAGUGAAUGGACAGUUGACCCCAGACCAGAACUGGAUACGCUGCAAGUUUCGCUACUCUUCCCCGGCCCAGCAGGAGGCCGUGCUGCUGACAGAAACCCUGACAGGAUUUCUUUGCUGUUUUGUCGUGGCAUUUUCAUACAUCGGCCUUCACAGAAAAGUGAACCAGGCAGCUUUCUUCAACCACGCACAGACCACCCGGCUGAUCACAAGUAUUGUCGUGUCCUUUUUUGUCCUAUGGAUGCCAUAUCAUAUCACAAAUGUGCUUGGCGUGGCUGCUGUUUCUCUCAAAAACAAAGGCCUGUCUAAGUUUUACACGGACAACAGGGACAUUGUUGGAGCACUGGUAUUUGUGAAUAGCUGCCUGAAUCCACUCCUUUAUGCAUUUGCGUUUAGAAACAAGUGCACUGUGUGCCAGAAAAGAGAACAUUAAUACUGUUGUUAUUAUGCAGAAGCUCACCGUUCCAGGAAGUCUAAUCAUUUGAUUUAGUAUGAUCGAUGAAAAGCCACCAGAGCCCAGAUCCUGAAAUAAGGUGUUUUUAGUCGAAAUAUCUAAUCUUCCCUGCUGAUUCACAGUUUGAGGGUGUGGUUCUCUCAUUUGUAACAGAGAGCUGUGCAUGAUUUGUGGUAUAAUGAGGAUUUUUUUGCUGAUUACAACUGGUCCUCAGCCAGAGCUGUAAAAAUAAAGGUUUGGUAAAAUGAAUCAGGCAAAGAGUUAAAUAACAAUGUGGAAAUUAUUGAUUCAUUUGCAUUUAGAAUACAACUUUGAUUUCCUGUUCAACAUAUGUUUUUAAUGAAUUUAGGUCAUAAUCUACAGAAAUAUGUUUUUCUACUUCAUCCAUCAUACAUGUAUUUUUUGUGUGUGUGUGUGUGUGUUGUGGAUGUGUAUGUGGUAAAACAACCCUUUCUUACUGAUAAUUACAUUUUCUAUCACAUCUUAGCUUUUAAGGGAACAAUCCAGUCAGAGGAAACAACAGUUAAUGUAAAGAUUGAAUAAAUGUUUGUGUUGGAGGGCAUCCAACAAGAGGAAUGACCAUUUGUCUCUAAUGUUUAGCAACAGACAUACACACAAGAGGAAGGAUAUUGAGAGAGGAAGAGUGUGCUCUACUGAUAAUACCAGCAGAUGUAUAAACUAAUUUAUUGAUUCCUUUAUUCUUCUUCCUUUUGUCUAUGACAAGUAGAAGCUAGACAUAUUGUCAGGCAGACUAUUUCAGCUAUUGUGUUUUGUAUAUUGUAUAUAUGUUUGUUUCCAGUAAACUGUGAAACACUGUAACAUAUAAAAUGUUACAUAAAACAAAAGAUAUACAAGGAUGAGAUUGAUAACCACUCAUGUGUGGUAAAUACAAAGCUACAGCCAGCAGCUGGCUAACUUAGCACUAAUCUGUUAUCUUACCAGAGGCUGGCUAGCUGUUUCCCCGUUUCCAAUCAUUAUGCUAAGCUAAGCUAACCGGCUGCUGGAAGUAUCUUCAUAUUUAUCGUACAGACAUGAGAGUGGAAUCAAUCUUCUCGUCUAACUCGCAGGAAGUAAGAAGUACAGAAGUAUUAUCAGCAAAAUGUACAUAAAGUAUCAAAAGGAAAAGUGCAGAUAAAUGUCCCUGCCAUGUGACUGUUACAGUAGGCUAUAUGAUUAUUAAAUCUUUAAAUAACUAUUACUGAUAAGUAAGCAGUCUUUUACUUUUGUAGUUGGUUGAGGUUGAUGUCAUUUUAACUAGUUUACUGUAACUGUAGUUUAUAUAUUUUGUACAGUAUGUAACUAACCAGAAACUAACAGCUGUCAAAUAAUUGCAAUGGGGUAAAAGUACAAUAUUCUCUUCUUAAGUGAAGUGAGGUAGAAGUAUAAAGUGACAUAAAAUGGAAGUAUAAAUACCUUGUUUUUUAUGUACAGUACUUGAGUACACGCUAACUGUUUAUAAUCAACUCUUUCUGUGACUGUGCUCAAAUAUUAUGUUGGUCAUUGUGAGGAUGUCUUCUUCCUGGCUUCUCGCUACCGGCUUCUCGGUGCGUGACACAUUGCAAAAACUAGGGCGACGGGCGCUCACCGUCGGCCCGACUUGGACCCAUGGCCAACGGUCUACUUGGUGUGCCAGCACCUUUAACGGUACAUGAGAAGCUGUCUCCCCGUGCAGUAGCAGUGUGCUUCCAAAUAUUCUUCUAGGGAAUUUCUUUGUUAUUGUUAAAUGUUUCACUUAAUUUCCUUUACGGCCUAUGUGAAUAUGCUUAAUUGCUGUGCAGAUCAUUUUUUAAAUAAAGCUCUUUGUUGUUCUA
Perca fluviatilis (European perch) is the source of this 3644-nucleotide messenger RNA. RefSeq names its product leukotriene B4 receptor 1-like. Gene Ontology annotation, cellular component: membrane. Bases 760 to 1812 code for a protein of 350 amino acids. Gene Ontology annotation, biological process: G protein-coupled receptor signaling pathway; immune response. Lineage: Eukaryota; Metazoa; Chordata; Actinopteri; Perciformes; Percidae. Gene Ontology annotation, molecular function: G protein-coupled receptor activity. The transcript has a single exon. The record is from RefSeq and is a predicted model, not a curated record.